Messenger RNA from Sungouiella intermedia, 1203 nucleotides. The record is from the annotation of a GenBank genome assembly. NCBI's taxonomy places the organism in Eukaryota, Fungi, Ascomycota, Pichiomycetes, Serinales, Metschnikowiaceae.
AUGUUCUCUCCCAUGAUGAGGAGAGCCUUCAAUUGCAGAACAUCUGCCGUUUCGGCCACUGGAAUUACCAAUCGUCUAACCAAGGUUGGUGUACAAGUUAAGUUGGCCAACUUCUCCACUGCCAAUGGCCCCAGGACAUCCAGAGCAAUUUCAUCAUCAUUUGUGAAGAGUACAAUUGCUCAAGCAAAGCCAUAUCCCCGGAUUAUCACGAAACUUUCUCCCAGUUACGGACAGCUCCGUUCAUAUGCCCACUACAAAAGAUUCCAGCAGGCUGGGGGUUCUAGUUCUGGUGUGUCGCUUUCACGACUUCUUCUGAACAGAUUUGUCUUAUUAUUUGUAGGUGGAUGCGUCUUCUUCUACGUAUAUAACCUUGAUGAGGCCCCUUACACCCACCGUCGCAGAUUUCUCUGGAUUCCAUACUGGUUGGAGGAAAAGAUAGGAGACUAUUCGUAUGAGCAGAUUUUGGCACAGUUCCAAGGCCAAUUAGCAUCUCCAAUGGACCCUAAUUACCUCCUUAUUCGCCAUGUGAUGAACAGGUUAUUGGCAACUGCCAUUGACGGGUGCAAAGACCCUCAACAGGCUGCCCACUUGAAGUCUCUUGAUUGGACCAUUCACAUCAUUAAUGUGAAAAAUGCGCUAGAGGAGCCUCCCAAUGCGUUCAUCUUGCCAAACGGCAAAAUCUUCAUAUUCUCUUCUAUUUUGCCUAUUUGCAAGAACCAAGAUGGACUUGCAACGGUUCUUUCCCAUGAGUUGUCCCAUCAAUUGGCGCACCAUUCGCUGGAGCAGUUGAGCAAACAACCAAUCUAUAUUAUGCUCUCAACUAUGUUGUAUGUGGCAACUGGAAUUUCUUGGUUCACAGAUUUGUUGGUGACUGGAUUGUUUCAGAUGCCAGCAUCCAGAGAAAUGGAGUCAGAGGCAGAUAGAAUUGGAUGUGAGUUGAUGGCGAGACUGUGUUUCAAUGUCGAAGAUGCUGUAAAUUUCUGGGCAAGAAUGGAAAACUGGGAGCAACAGGCCAAAAAGAAUAUGAUCACUUUGAACGAUACUUUAAUUGGCGAGUUUUUUGCUUCUCAUCCCAACACCAACAAGAGAAUCUCAGACAUCAAGAAAUGGAUGCCUGAAUUAUUGCAAAUGAGAGAGAAUUCUAACUGCGACCACUGGGGAACAUUCCAGGAUUUUAGCCGUAACUUCUUCGGGAAGAAGUGA